This is a messenger RNA of Choloepus didactylus (southern two-toed sloth), 1325 nucleotides long. It is a transcript of the gene POLR3GL, whose product is annotated as RNA polymerase III subunit GL. The transcript is spliced from 8 exons. Gene Ontology annotation, cellular component: RNA polymerase III complex. The record is from RefSeq and is a predicted model, not a curated record. Gene Ontology annotation, biological process: transcription by RNA polymerase III. Bases 113 to 922 code for a protein of 269 amino acids. NCBI's taxonomy places the organism in Eukaryota, Metazoa, Chordata, Mammalia, Pilosa, Megalonychidae.
CCUUGGCCUUACAGGCGUCCAGCAGCGUGGCAAGGGUCUCGCGGUCCCCGCGGUCCAGGGCGUGGACAAGUGCCGAGGCGCCAGCGUGAUCUCGGACGGAGGGGUCUGCGCCAUGGGCCAGGAGCAGCGAGGCAACGGCGGCGCCCCCACCCCCGGCGCAAGCGUGCAUGAGCGCGGUGCGCCCCAGGCGGUCUGCAAUGUUGGGGUCCGCGCCUUGCUCCAAGAGGUUUCUCUCAUUGCACCUCUGAAUACCCAGGCCCCCUCCACCAUGGCCAGCCGGGGUGGGGGCCGGGGUCGUGGCCGAGGCCAGUUGACCUUCAACAUGGAGGCCGUGGGCAUUGGGAAGGGAGAUGCUUUGCCCCCACCCACCCUGCAACCUUCUCCACUCUUCCCUCCCUUGGAAUUCCGCCCAGUCCCUCUACCCUCAGGAGAGGAAGGAGAAUAUGUCCUGGCACUGAAGCAGGAGCUACGAGGGGCCAUGAGGCAGCUCCCCUACUUCAUCCGGCCAGCUGUCCCCAAGAGAGAUGUCGAGCGGUACUCGGACAAAUAUCAGAUGUCAGGACCGAUUGACAAUGCCAUCGACUGGAAUCCUGAUUGGCGACGUCUACCACGGGAGCUAAAGAUCCGGGUGCGGAAACUGCAGAAGGAGCGGACCACCAUCCUACUCCCCAAGAGGCCCCCUAAGACCCCAGAAGAUAAGGAGGAAACAAUUCAGAAACUAGAGACCCUGGAGAAGAAGGAGGAAGAAGUGACUUCAGAGGAAGACGAGGAGAAAGAAGAAGAGGAGAAAGAAGAGGAAGAAGAAGAGGAGUAUGAUGAAGAAGAACAUGAAGAGGAAACUGAUUACAUCAUGUCAUAUUUUGACAAUGGAGAGGACUUUGGGGGUGACAGUGACGACAACAUGGAUGAAGCUAUAUACUGAAAAAGGGCCCUGAACAGUAUACUGGACCCUCCUAUUUUCCUUGAUUUGGGAUAUAGAGAGUUAUAAUCCCCAUUAUUUGGUUUGUGGGCAAGCAAAUUAUUCCUCUGACUUUACUCAGAGUUCAGAUAACCUUUUUGGUCCCUGGAGGUGGGAGUGGAGAACAGUGACAGACAGCUCUCUUUUCUACCAUUCCACUCCCUCCACCUCCGAUAUCUUGGGGAAAUGGCCAAGGACCAGUGUCUUAAUUGAGAGUUGAAAGAAGAAAGACCUGGGUUGUUAGCUGGGAGAGCUGUAUACACACCCCUACCCAUUUUUACCGCUUUUAAUGAGGAUAAUUUUGAGUAGGAGCAGUUAAGAGGAAUAAGGCCAGUUUUAUAUUUUUUAAUAAAAUGUUUUUAUCCGA